This is a messenger RNA of Phoenix dactylifera (date palm), 2092 nucleotides long. Its product is annotated as putative protein arginine N-methyltransferase 6.1. Gene Ontology annotation, molecular function: protein-arginine N-methyltransferase activity; histone methyltransferase activity. NCBI's taxonomy places the organism in Eukaryota, Viridiplantae, Streptophyta, Magnoliopsida, Arecales, Arecaceae. The record is from RefSeq and is a predicted model, not a curated record. Gene Ontology annotation, biological process: chromatin remodeling; peptidyl-arginine methylation, to asymmetrical-dimethyl arginine.
UGCUGCUAUUCGUCGUGCACGUCGCCGUGAAACCUAGAGGAAAGAAUUAAAAGAACCCAAGCCCCCAACCCUUCGAAUCCCCUCUGCCUGCCCCUUUGCCCUCUCCGCCCUCCUCGAACGCGAAAAGGAGGAGCGUUUUCUCUUCGGAUCGCGAUAGAUUUCCUCUUCCCUUAUCCUCGACGUGUCUCCUCUUCCUCCUUGGCUACUACUCGCGAUGAUGUACGGGGAUUCGGGUUUCCGCAACGGCUACUCGCAGUACGGGGCGCGGGGGGAGCCGCGGUACCGGAGGGGGAGAAGAGGGCCAGGGGACUUGCGAGGAGGGCGCGGACCGUUUAGGGUUUGUUCGUAUUACCCCUCUUCUUCUUCUUCUGCCUCGACUCCUUCUUAUGCGCAGCCGCUAGAGGGCGAUAGGGCUUCGUCUCCGCGGUGGUUGGAGUUCGAUCGGGCCUACUUUCAAUCUUACUCCCAUGUCGGCAUCCAUGAAGAGAUGAUCAAGGAUCGUUUGCGGACUGAUACUUAUCGGGCUGCUAUCAUGCGACAUCAACAUUUCAUUGCAGGCAAGGUUGUCAUGGAUGUUGGCUGUGGAACGGGAAUUCUCUCUAUAUUUUGUGCUCAAGCUGGUGCUAGACGAGUCUAUGCUGUAGAAGCAAGUGAGAUUGCUGUUCAGGCUAAUGAAGUUGUGAAAGAAAAUGAUCUAUCUGACAAGGUCAUCGUCUUGCAUGGACGAGUUGAGGAUGUUAACAUCGAGGAAAAGGUUGAUGUCAUAAUUUCUGAAUGGAUGGGCUAUAUGCUUCUUUAUGAGAGUAUGCUGGCUAGUGUAAUAUUUGCCAGAGAUAAAUGGCUUAAACCUGGGGGACUUAUCCUUCCUUCACAUGCAACGCUUUACAUGGCACCAGUUACAGAUAGCGAGAGGUAUCGUGAUAGCAUUGAUUUCUGGCGUGAUGUCUAUGGGAUUGACAUGUCUGCAAUGCUACCACUUGCAAAACAGUGUGCAUUCGAAGAGCCCGUUGUUGACACAAUUAGCGGAGAGAAUGUUUUAACAUGGCCUUUUGUGGUUAAGUAUGUGGAUUGCUACACUGUCACAGCUCAAGAGCUUGAAUCUAUUACCACUAAGUAUAGAUUCGCAUCAAUGAUGCAAGCCCCUCUCCAUGGAUUUGCUUUCUGGUUUGAUGUCGAAUUCAAUGGGCCACCAAUGUUUCCAUUGAACAACCAUUUGCAUUUCCCUCCUGCAAAUUCAUCGUCAGACUUUUAUGCGCAUGGUUCUGGCCACAGAAAGAAACGGGUUAAAUCUGAUGAUGUAAUUGUGCUGUCCACUGCACCUGAGGAUGCUCCAACACACUGGCAACAGACAAUGCUCUAUUUUUAUGAACCUAUAGAGGUGAAGCAAGACCAAAUUAUAGAAGGUUCCAUAACGUUAUGUCAGAGCAAGGAGAACCCGAGGUUUCUGAAUAUUCACCUUGAAUACUCCUCAGGAGGUCGAUCUUUUGUAAAGGAGUCUGUUAUGCGAUGAUUUAAUAUGGGUGUUUCCCUUUGGUUGCUUCCAAUUGACCUUCAUAAGCUGGAGUCAGUGUGGCUGGACAAUGACAGGUCAGCUUUGAUGAUAUGGUGCCUUAGUUUGAAGACUGAAGGAACAAAGUGACUUUUUUUGACAUUCCAUUUAACUUGGUGACGCAUUUCGGCCUAUGGGAAGAGAUUUUAUAUGACAAGUCAUCUGCAGGUGGCUGCAUAUAUUUGCUAUGGAGGAUGCCCUUAUUCUGGGCAUUAUAUGAGAUCUUUGGUAUGGAUGGCGUUGUAGUUUUUAGGGUCCGACAUUUCUCGCGAGCUGCUGAUGACAUUUAGAUUCAGCUGGCCUUGUCAUUCCUGCUGAGCUACAUUCAUUGAGAUCAACACCUUGGGCAUUGUCAUCCAUAUACUGUAUGGAUCAAAGCAAUGGUGUUUCUGAGGUUCAUAUGACUAUAUUUUGCAUCUGCUAUGUUAACCUACAAAUUUUUUGGUAGCUUUUAUGAUUGAUUGUUUCUUUUUUAAAUAUUUGCCAUGUACCGAAAACCUUUUUUCUGAAUUGAAGAAAGAGUUCAUUAGCAUACUGUGGAAA